CGGGGGUGGAUGAGUGCGGGACAGUUAUUUUUUGAGCGUUACGGGGAUUUUUAAGAAUACGGUAUUGUUUUUGUGAAGGUGUGCAGUUGCUUUUGGAUGGGGGAUGGGUUUGCAAAAAGUUUAACCACUUAAAUGACCCAAUCUUGAGAAAUGGCCGUAUGCUGCAUGCAUCAUCUUUGUCUUUUUAUUCCACUUUCCAACUUUUUUGUCAUAACAUCCCUUGCAAUCGUAGCACGCGUUUCUAGACGUCUGUCAGGUUGUUUUCAGGGUUAUUGUACGCUAAGAGUUACAUUUACGUUCAACGCUUUCAGGCGUCAAGUGGUUAAUUGUGUCUUGCGGAUGGGACUGGCUCGACCCCCAGUUGCUGCAUUUGUCCCGGGAUAACCUGUUGAUGUCGGGAAGAUAUGGAGCCGAGCCCUGCCUCCCCCGUCGUGCUAAAUGGAGUAGAAUUAUCCACUGAAUAUUUUAUGUAUAUACAACCACCGUGCAGACAAAUAUGAAUACUUAAGAAGCUAUAGUUUGCAUACAUCUGCGUUUUAUAAUUGCUGCGUGACUCAAAGCGAUUUGGGUAUAGAUAUCCCGGUGUGUGCUGGUGGCCGUGGACUGUAACUCAACCCGACAUUAUUUUAUAGCAUUGCAUUGGCACCAACGGGGGGCGAGAGAAACGGAUGUUGGCUCCUAAAUAAUUAAUCUUUUAGACUAUUUUGGUGACAGAAUUUUUUAGGGUGUCGCAUUUUUGGCUGCGUGGUCUGGUCAGUGUCACCGCUUCAAGUGUGGAAAUAAGGCUGUCGGGUAUUAUUUCGGAUUCUUUUCCCCCCGGGGCCCGUGCCAACCCGGAGCUCGUGUCCUGCUGGGCAGCGGUGCGGGCACAUACACUCACCGGUUACAGCAGUCCUGCAGCUGGCGUCCACAUCACGCAAACACCGACGGCAUAUACCAGUCCAAUCCUGUAGUUUUGGGCGUUACGAUAUGGCUCAGAUGCUGCAGAUGGCGAUUCCCAACUUUGGCAACAAUGUUUUAGAAUGUCUUAAUGAACAAAGGCUUCAGGGUCUGUAUUGUGACGUGUCAGUGGUGGUGAAGGGUCACACGUUUAAAGCCCACCGGGCAGUCCUGGCUGCCAGCAGCUCCUACUUUCGAGAUAUAUUCAACUCCGGCAACAAGAGCUCUGCUGUGGAGUUACCACCAGCUGUUCAGCCUCAGAGUUUCCAGCAGAUCCUCUGUUUCUGCUACACCGGCCGACUAAGCAUGAACUUGGGAGAUCAGUUUCUCUUAAUGUACACGGCGGGAUUCUUGCAGAUACAGCAGAUCAUGGAAAAGGGCACGGAGUUCUUCCUGAAAGUCAGCUCACCGAGUUGUGACUCGCAGGGUCUUCACGUGGAAGAAAUGCCUUCAUCAGAGCCCCAGAGCCCUGUUACGCAAACGGCCACAGCAGCGGCUCGCCCCGCCUCCUGCCUCACGCCACUUCCGUUGGUGUCCAGGGUGAAGACGGAGCAGCAGUCUCAGGCCCAGCAGCCCCUACAUGAAGCAUCGGCGUAUUCGGUGGUUUGCGCUCCGGUCGCGAAGCGUCUGUGGGAAGGGGGAAGUCGUGAAGGAUCAGGAGGCGGCGGAGGCAUUAGGAAAGCUGCCCGUUAUUCACAGGAGGUGCCACGCGGGGUAAGUGGGACACUGCCCCAGAGUGCACCUGUAUUGGCUGGAAGCGGUACGAGUAACAGCAACAAUAAUAACAACAACAGCGGUAGCACGCCAGACGGCACCAGCCCGGGAACCCCCAGCAUGUACACAAGUGACUCGCCGAUCUCCUACCAUGAUGAUGAGGAGGAGGAGGAAAUUACAGAGGAGACGGCAGAAGAGCAGUAUAGACAGAUCUGUAACAUGUACACUAUGUACAGCAUGCUGAAUGUAGGGACAACAGCCAAUGAACGCGUGGAGUCCCUUCCGGACCACCUCACAGUUGAAUCAAGGGGAAGGGGAGUUCGAGUGCGGCAAGAACUGGCAUCUCUUCCCACGGAGCUCAUUGCACAGAUUGGAAACCGUUGUCAUGUUAAACUUUAUGAAGAAGGGGAUUCUGCUGAGAAACUGGAGCUGGUAACAGGCACCGGUGUCUUUAUAUCACGAGCUCAGCUGAUGAACUGCCAUGUAAGCGCAGGCACACGGCACAAAGUAUUGCUCAGACGGCUACUUGCUGCCUUCUUUGACCGAAGCACUCUAGCAAACAGCUGUGGGACAGGAAUUCGAUCCUCCACAAAUGACCCGAACCGCAAACCGCUGGACAGUCGGGUUCUCCACGCUGUUAAGUUUUACUGCCAGAACUUUGCUCCUAGUUUCAAGGAAAGUGAAAUGAACGCCAUCGCCGCAGACAUGUGCACUAACGCGCGUCGUGUGGUACGUAAGAGCUGGAUCCCCAAACUGAAGCUCCUGAUGGCAGAAAGCGAUGCGUAUGCUAACUUUCUUCCAGACGCUGCCAAAAUGGAGUCUGACGGCUUGGGGAUUGACCACCCCUUUGAAACGGGAUCCCUGGAAGGCGGUACGACCUCUGAAUCUGGCCAGUCAUCUACAGAUGCCCUGCAAGGGGUGAGCGGGGAUGGUAGCGGUUUGUUUUAGUGAGUAACGUAUCCAUGGUGACGCCGCCACUUUAGAUAUUCAUUCUCCUUGUUGCGUUUCUUGCCUUCACCUUGGGCGUUGAUAACAUGCUGGAGAGAGAACAUGUAAAUGAAGACUGUUGUGAAAUCCUGCUUCCAAAGCUGGUCAUUUGUAUUUCUCUGUUUGAGUGUUGAGCGUUUGCUUGUACUGUUUUGAGUUUGUGUCGGUCCUCCUCACCAUGCUGAAACACAUUUCCAAAGAGGGGGACAGAGGAGAAAAUGAGGGCUGAAGCCACAGUCCUGGUUCUGAAUUUACCUUUUUGGUGAAUCUAGAAAGUUUGUUGUUAAACAUAAGAUUUAAGAUCAUCUUUAAAUAUUUAGUAGCUGUAUAACUGUUCUCUGGACACCAUUUCUUCUUUUUACCGAGCUCCCCGUCGACCCUGAGACAGAUCAGAACUUUUAUUUUCUUUCAUAUUUUAAAUGUUUUUAGUAUUUUAAUGCCAAAUGUCCCAUGAGAGGCAGUUUGUUACAGAUGAUUGUUAAACGCAGAUGAAUCCACUUUGCUCUAUUUGAAACUACUGUUGUGUGAUAUUGAGGGUCUGUGCGAGAUUCUCACCUUUGGAAUCAACAAAAUGUGUGAUGUGUUGUCCACUUGAAAGUUUUAAGGGAAAAAUGAAAUGUGCAUGUUUUUUGCAUUAGCAAAAUCCAAAAAUAAUGUUAGAUAUUUUAUUUUGGUAUAUUACCAAGGUUUAAUGUCGUUUUUUAUUUAGUUUUAACAAAUUGGCAAGUUUAUUGCUGUCAUAUACUUGGAAAGCAAUUAAUCCCCAAGACAUUCCCAAACAUAGUCUUUUGUGUGUGUUUAGAGUAAACCAUAGCUGUGUGUGUACAGACAGAAUAUAUCGUUGGACUGGCGUCCGUGUAUGUAGCAGCUGCAGUUUAUGAUCUUACACCUGAUUGCUUCAUGCAUCUAUCACAUGUGCGUGGCGCAUUCUGCUGCGUGACGCAUUCUGACAUGCUACACCCGAGCAUGUGUGACACAUUUAAUGUCUUGAUGAAAUGGGCCGAGUGAAGUAUUAGAAACUGGCACUGAACAGCCAUUAGUCCUUCAGCUGCAGUGCUUGUGAACCACUAAAGUGGAUGCUGUUAUGUAAGUUGUAUUUAAUGGUCAUUUGAAAAGCCAGUUUUAAGUGUCUCGGUCGAUGGUGAUGUUUCAUUUUUCAAUGAAGUUGUUCUUCAAGUACUUUAUUUUCACACAAAAAAGCAGUUUUAAUCCUGGAUCUGGAGAUGAGAGCGGAUGACCGUGACAUCAGAAGCUGAAACAGAGUCAGAAGAGUAUGUUUAGGUUAGAGACCAUUAGCACACUUUAAGACACCAAAAGCAUGACCUGAACCUUCAGGGAUUUGAAGCACACUUGCGUUUUUUAGGAAAUGUAACGUGUGAUGGUGGACUGUAACGUUUGGCUUCGGUUAGGGCUGAAGAAAGACUGGUUGGACGUGUGAACAAGAUCAAGCCAAAAACACUUUGAACACACCAGUAGUCACAGUUAGGGCUGGGUGAUAUAGCAGAACGUUUCUUAGCCUUUUAGUAUUUGUAGUUGCUUUUCAAUUAAAGAAAUUAUUUCAAUCAAAUAUGUUUUUACAUUAAGACAUCAUGUGUGAAAAAUGUCCUGUUAUAUUUUAUGGAUUGACACAAAUGUUAAUGAAUUAGAUUUGGAAAAAAAUUGAAGAGUUGAACUGAUUGACAGAAAUGAAUUUUAUAUUUUCAACAUUUAAAGGAACAGUGUGUCAUUUUUUGGAGGAUCUAUUGAUAGAAAUGCAAUAUAAUAUACAUAACUGUCUUCAGAGGUGUAUAAAGACCGUACAUAAUGAAGCGUUAUGUUUUUAUUACCUUAGAAUGAGCUAUUUCUAUCUACAUACACCGCGGGUCCCCUUGCAUGGAAUUCGCCAUGUUGUUUCUACAGUAGCCCUAAACGGACAAACUGCUCUACAGAGCGCGUUUCGUAAAUACGUUAUCUCCUUCGGCGAAAACGUGACAACAUCUUAGUGCUGUGUCAGUCACCAUAUAGUGCUUUGAAAGGGAGGGAUGGAGUGAGCGCUUGGUUACAAUUUGUAACCUCACCGCUAGAUGGCACUAAAUUUCAUACACUGGACCUUUAAAACCGUUUUAAAUGUAGGUUCGGGAGGAGCCUGAUUAUACAGUUCUCUCAAUCAUUCUUCAAGUGUAUAUACUCAUCCGCCUACUUUUCUCUUGCAACAAUUCAUCUAGCAAUUUAUAUUCUUCAAUUUAUUAUCACUACCAGAAUCAUUGUGAAUUGUAUAUCACCCAGCCCUAGUCCCAAUAUUAAACAAUAUUUUUAAAAAAGGCAUAGACCCUGUAUUUGUGUGUUUCAAAAGAUUUCAAUUUCUUUAAAAGAAGGUUUGUUAAAAGAUGGCAGCUCACGUUUGUUAAUCAAAUGCACUGGACCAGGCCAUGGUAGAAAAGCAGGCAGCGUGGUCCCAAGAGACUGCACAAAUCACAGAUCGAAUGAGGGUGAGAAAUUUGCACAGAACUGUUCAGAAUUGCCAUAAAAGAUGUAAAGUUUCUGGCUGGGAGUUUGACGCAGCCAGUGCUCGACACAGAAGAGAAAGGGAUUGUGGGUUCAGAACGUCUGGUUAGUCUGCAUGCAUGCGUGCUCUGCUCCUUUUUGCGUUCGAGCCGUUUCCAUUUUUGGAGACGUGCGCUAAUGUCUACAUGUUCAUGCAAAGAGAGAGAGACACCAAAGACUGUGAUGAUGGUGCACUUGUUUGAAUGUGCGUGUCUGUGGGAGGGAGCGUUUGUGCGUCCCUUUUUUUAUUCUGAAAUAUGCGUGUAUGUCUGGUUUUCAUGUGCCAAAUGCACGUCUGAAAGGGUGCGUGGGUGGUGUUGGUGUUGGUGUGUGUGUGUGUGUGUAUGUGAUGGGCGGGUGGCUGGUAUGUGUGUAUGCAGAGAUCACAGAGCUCUGUUUGUUUUUGUCUGACUCAGUAAGGGAUAUGCAGUGCAGACGCAAGCAGAAAGGGGAGGGUAUGGAUUGGCGAAGAGAUGGAUGCUCAAACACACACACACGCACACAGAGUCUUACACACACAACUAGUGCAGUGAGCCGUUGCCCAAAUGGAGGCAUCAGACAUUAACGAAACAAACAAUUAAAUCUCAUUGAAAUCUUAAUCAGAUUAGUCUGCUUUCGUUUUCUUCAAUGUCGUCUUUACAUUCACCUUAUUUACAUUUUAAUACGCAUUCCUGAUGAUCCUAUUGUGCUCCUCCUGUUUCUCAACAGCCCGACUUUGAAACCAAUUUUGGCACUUGGAAAAUAGUGAAAGCAACUAAAUGCGAAUACAAACACGAUCUGAUGUGUGUUUGAAUGAGUGCCAAUCCUCUGUCCAAACAACAGAUGCAUGUUAAAAUGGUUUACUGUUUUUGAACACCUUUUUUAAAUAGAAAAUGUCAAAUAUAACCAUUUCGUCAUCUCAAAUGGAAUGAGGAGCUGGAUCCUCCGAGGUACAGCUAGAUAAGACCGAUGUUUCCUAACUGUUAUGAACAUAGUCGGGAAACACAGGGACCAGCAAGCACGCAUGUUCAUAGGGGCUGCAUUUGUAAUAUUCUCAACGUGUCCUCAUUCUCAUUUUAACAUGAUAUGCUAGGAAUGUUUUGCGUAUCACCUGAAGCCGAUGAGAUGAGAUUAAGUGGAACUAUUUCAUAUAGGGGUCCGACCAGGGACCUGCAUCUGCCGCUUGCGGUCUCUGAUGCAGUACCUUUAAUUCAGAGGGUGAAGCAUGAGUUAAGCUAUUGAGAGUAAAGUGUUUAUGAGUAUCGUGCAAGUCAAGCAGAACAAGAGAUGAUUUACCCUUUGGGUUAAGACACAAACAACUUUUUUAUGGUUUGAUUUUGUUUUUAUACUCAAGUAUAGAGUGUAGUGCUUGGCCAUUGAGAGAUGCUACUCAUUUUUAACAUAGAUUGUAGACCUGCUAAGUAUUUUGUAAAGGAACAUGAAAUGUACAGAAGCUAGAAGAGGACGCCAUAUUUUUGCAUUUAUAAAACUGAAGCGCUGGGAAGGGUAUUAGAUUAGUUUAGAGAGUAUUUUACUGUGUUGAAAUGUUAUUUCUGAGGUGGGGGCCACGAGUCUGAAGGAGAUGAGGUUUACGGGAUAAAGAGAAAACAACAAGAGAUGGUGGUUGUUUUUAUGCACGCCCUUAUGUCUUAAAGCAAUUUUGUAUUGAAAUGUUUUGCUGAUGAAGAGAAUCUUUAAAUGAUGUUGGUACUGCCUCUCAUGCUGUUGACAUAGAGAAAUGCGCCACCUGGUGGGAAUCUUUAAUAAAGUCUGCCGGUGAGGAAAGGAACUGCUAUGCGGUUCAUCGGUGUUGAAAGGCUGCAGUUUGACAGCUUGUUAUUUAACUUGAAGAAUUACAUUCUUGUUUUUUUAUUUUGAAUUGAAUAACCCCUGACCAAAAGAAAGUUUCUAGUGGGAAUGUUCUUAACUGCCAAAUAUAAAAUGCCAGUAUUUAUAACUAGAAUGAAUCGUCUUAGAUGAUGUUUGCAAGUGUGACGAUCAAAUCAAUCAAUAUUUAAAAUGACACUUUAUAAGCAGCUGGCCAAUAUGAGGAUUUGCAAGUAGCUAUUAUAAUCUGAGAUAAUAAUCCUAACAGAGGAAAGAAAGAAUCUUUUCUCUUGAUUGACACUUUAUGAAUUUCAACUAUGAUGCUUUUUAUCAUGAUAUAAUUAUUAAAUGACUGUUUGUAAGGAAGGAAAGAAGUGACGUGACCCCUAUAGGAUAGCAGGCUUUUUUUACCAUUUCAAAGUUAUUGAUGAUCAAAAAACCAACUCUCCAAAAACCUGCGGCCACAGAAUAAUGUAAGAUAACAUGUUUGAAUUGUUUUCUGUUUAUCUGUUGAUCAUCCCAUGACAGUGAGGCAGAGGGAAACUUGUAAAGCAGUUCCACAGCACCUUGAUUUUCUCUCUGCCUCACUAGCUGUUUCGGCAAUUUUACAUUUCGUUUAUUUUUACAUUUAUUUUUCUUAUUGAGAUAAGGCAUUGUGGGUAUAGGGAAGAGUAUGCGAACAAGAAUAGAGCAGAAUCUAAAGACCUCUGAAGAAAACGUACCUCUUUAAAUCUGGGCUUUCAAUCAGGAAUGUCAUCCUUUUUAUAAGAUGUCAAUCAUGCAACUUGACCUUCAUCGUUCUACCUUUCCUACUUGCCGUUCAAUGUACGUUUACCCAGUUCUGUGCGCAUCUGCGCUGCUGGCAACCUCAAAGACUUACAGAUAUCGAACUUGAUAUAAUGCUCGUCCCUGGCCACCAGAGACCAAUGCACAUACACACACAAGUAGGUGUGUGGAUCUACCUCCCUACACCUUUAGCCAUACCUCCCGUGGCCCUGAUACAGACGAUGUGUUGUGGUAGACUCUGUGAGCUGAUGGUGCUACUUCUCAUGAUCUUUAAACAACUAAUAGAUGUGAAUUGCACAGAUGCUUAGGAUUUGGAAUGUGGUAGAUUUAUACCUCACCAGGGGCUGGGGAGCUUCAUCACCGUGGCAACGGAGAGCAUGUCUCUGGUGUGGUCACAGGGACCCUGCAGCUAUUUUUUCCACUAUAGAUCUAUGGAGAUACAUAUGUAAAUGCAAAUAUCUAUAUACAUACUGUACAUUAUACAUGGAAACACUAUUAAUUGUUAAAUGUGCACUCACAGCAUGAGAUGUUAUUCACCAGAAAACUGCUUUUUGGAAAUAAAUGCAGUAGUGUCUACUGAUGUCAAAACCUCUGUACCCUUCACCCCAUCCUAAAGUACAUGCCCGUGUUUCCUCUGUGUUCCAAGUGCCAAUAACUUUGUGGAUUCCUUUACUGUGACCCAACAAGAAAGAAAAUUGCACAUUAACUACUGUAAAAAAACAUGGGAAAAAUCGGAAUAUCUUAAUAAAAAGGUUUGUAACAAAGAAACAUUUUGGUUGGUUGUUUUAAUGUAUCAUUCAUCUAAAAAAUGAGAAUGUGUGUCAAAUGCAUAUACUUUAUUCAGUAACCCAUCUGGAGUCCCCAAGGUGCCAAUAUAGGCAAGGCAAACAUUUCAUAUAAUACAGUCGUAAGAAAAUGCUUACAAAUACAAAUGACAAGGGAAUUCGAAUUCAAUCUUCAUACUUAGGCAGCACAUAAAUGACACCAGUCAUUGCUUUACACGUUAAAAUCAAAUGCGUACCAAAUCUCCCGAAAUAGGCAUGUAAGAGGUAAAACGUUUAGUAAUGUUCCACUUAUUGAAUGACAGUGGGUAUUGACAAUCAUUAAGGCUUACAGAAGUAGAUUAUAUCGUUUUUAAGGGUUCCAAAAUCUUGUAUGAAUGCACAAAUGCAACUGAAAUAAGACAAGGUUUAACAUGGGCUUUAUAUUAAACAACGUACAUUCACCCACAGACACAUAGUGUCCUUACACUUUGAUUUGGAAGCAACUCAUUGGCACAAGAACAUGAGUACAAUAUGCUCGAUAUCAUGCCCACAGACAGACGGGCACGUUAUAACAUCCAAUCUCUUGCAACGACAGAAGGUCAAUAACUGUUAACGGAUGAUCGUGGGGCCUGUAAGGAGCACAGACAGUUAAUAUCAGUCAUUACCAGAACAUACAUUGUAUCUCACUGCUUUAGACUGCGAUUACUUAAAAACUUUGGCUACCAGCACGUUCCUUUAAAAUUUUAUUUUAGUAUGAAAUACCACUGCAGCAUGAAGUGAAAGCUUUGAAGAAUGUCUCUGUUAAAACGUCCCAACCUUACAGUCAAAUGUACAAAGUUACUCGUUAAAUUAAAAUUUAAAGCUAAAUGCUUCGGCAUGCAGCACUUCCAGGAAAAUUCAAGAGUUCAAGUGCAGGCAAGUUAGGUGACUUUUCCCGCCAUAAAAAUGUCAGCAAGAUGUUAUUUGUUAAGACUGCAAAGAUGAUGCAAUAAAGAUGUAAGAUAAAUCCACGAAGGAAGGGCAAACUGUGCAAAUUGUCUGUUGACCUCUUUUAAACUCUUUAUGAAACUCUGUUGAAUAAGCUUCUUAAUCACUGUUAUAUAUAUGGUCCUGUAUGGGUUUUUAUAAAAAAACAGGGUUUUUAUAAAAGAUCUUCCAGUGACCAUUACAGAUUCAUAGGGUUACAUUGUGCUUUAACUGCAUAUUGAUAUCAUCCACUUUUGGUUUUGGAAACCAACCACUAAUGCAAGUGUCUUUGAAGGGCAUACAUAUCACGAUCUGAUCAAUUUGAAAACUAAAAUAAAACAUAAAGAGAAAACAAGGCAAUAUCAAACACCUCACCACGACACAUCUUUGUACCACAAUAAAAAAAUGAAGAAAUAUAACUGUUAACUUCCAUCUCAGCACCUUCUGGAGUCGAAUCCAAGGCAGUCGAAGAAACAGGGAGAGUCGGAAAUAAACAUUUGGGUUAUAGAUAAAAACAAAAGGCAAGGGAGGAAUAUAAAAA
Messenger RNA from Triplophysa rosa, 10026 nucleotides. RefSeq names its product nucleus accumbens associated 1, BEN and BTB (POZ) domain containing b (gene nacc1b). Gene Ontology annotation, molecular function: protein binding; RNA polymerase II cis-regulatory region sequence-specific DNA binding; DNA-binding transcription factor activity, RNA polymerase II-specific. Lineage: Eukaryota; Metazoa; Chordata; Actinopteri; Cypriniformes; Nemacheilidae. The record is from RefSeq and is a predicted model, not a curated record. Gene Ontology annotation, biological process: regulation of transcription by RNA polymerase II. The coding region runs from base 970 to 2601 and encodes 543 amino acids. The transcript has 5 exons.